Molecule: messenger RNA, 1405 nt
Organism: Bacillus rossius redtenbacheri
Lineage: Eukaryota; Metazoa; Arthropoda; Insecta; Phasmatodea; Bacillidae
Gene: thoc7
Product: THO complex subunit 7 homolog
Exons: 5
Coding region: 219-836 (205 amino acids)
Biological process (GO): mRNA export from nucleus; mRNA processing
Cellular component (GO): THO complex part of transcription export complex
Source: RefSeq, a predicted model, not a curated record
GCAACGCUGUAAAGAUUGACGUGUGUAUUGGAGUGUUUCAUACUAUAAUUUGUUGUAGUCCAUGUUGUGUUUAAUUUGUAGACCAAUUUUAAUCACAAUUCGAUAUUCUUAACUUUUGUCCAUGUAGCUACAUCUGGUAAUACAAGCAAUUUCUCUGCGAAUUUUAAAAAUUAUACUUGUUAUACACAGAAAAAUUGAAGUUCUAUCAAGAAAGUAGCAUGGGCGAUGAGGAUGUCAUUCGGCGAAGGUUACUGAUUGAUGGUGAUGGCACUGGAGAUGAUCGUCGCCUUAAUGUGCUGCUUAAGUCGUUCAUCAAGUGGACAAAUGAACCUCAAGAAACCAGCCAGGUGACUCAGGACCGGAUGCUGGCCCAACUGGCGCAGUGCGAGUUCGCGGUGAACAAGUCACGGCUGUCCGGCCUGAUGAGUGCCGCGGAGCUGCACAACUACGAGAACCUGUCGCUUCAGAUAGCUGCAGACAUCGAGAAAGCCAAGCAGGACAUAGAGAACUGCAAGUUGAGGGUGCUGGAGGCCAAGACGGUGCGCAAGAACCGCAUAGAGUACGACGUGAUGGCCAAGGUGAUCAACGAGCAGCCGGACCGCAAAGCCACCGACCAGAAACUGACCCAGUUACGUAAGGAGCUGGGGAUCUUGGAGGGAAUCCAAGAAAAAUUAGAGAAAAAACUGGAUGAGCGGAGGAAGCAGUUCCACGUCCUGGUGACGGCCAUCCACGACUUGCAGACUGCGCUGGAUGAAGAUGACGAGACCAAGCCAUCGCUCCUCGACUCUGCUUUCGAUGAUUCCGAAGAACAAAGUGCCCACAUGGAGGCAUCCUAGAUGACCAGCGCAGGUCAACUGAAUUUGCGUUCCGGCUUCAGCGGGACUGUCUUUUAAUAGCUGGUGAGAAUAUCACAGACAUCAUAUUGACCUACGUAUUGGCAGCCGGUGCUGUUCAACGACCCAGCCGGAGCUGGAACCUGCUGGUGUUGGGUACCAGUCGUAUCGUGAGAGAGACGCGCGUGCCUCGCUCCAGACACUGCUCCUGCUCGUAGCGGCACCCGCACAGCUCCAGGUUCGCCUCGUCGCCGGUCACCACGUCGCGGGACACCUCGGCUAUGGCGUGCAUGUAGUCGUGGUACAUGUCGUCUCGCACCACCAGCAAGCUGCGCUGCUCCAGCAGCAGGCUCAGCAGCUUCGGGCCCUGCGCACCGGCCAACCAUCGACUCUUCUGAACCAAGUUGAAGAGGCACGUGCUGAAUGUUACAUGAAUGCAGCAGAUUUCCGGGCAAUGGCUGGUAUCAGGUUUACUUAACAAAUUAAAUGUGAAGAUAUUUGUGAGAAAUGUGAAUUCUAAUAAGAAGGGAUUAUCAAGUAAAAACUAUUUAAAUAAAUUUAUUUUAAUUUUA